GCUGGGUGGUUUCCCCCUCCCGGCCCCGGCCGCGCUGGGAGAUGCCUAGCCCUGCCGCUGCUGUCAUCCAAGCCAAGCGCAGGGAACAGCCCUGGCCGGCGGCCAGCUGUCUCCCGCGUAGCUACCUCCCCCUGGCCAGCGCUUUUACAAUGCGGAUCUUCCUUCCUCCGAGCGUUUAAAUUAUAGCGCAGAGAAACCUGAGGCAGAACCGCCACCGAGCCCGGGACAGCAUGUCCGGUACCAAAUACGUGGACUCGGAGGGCUUUCUGUACACGGCGCCCGUCAGGGAGCAGGGCAACAUCUACAAGCCCAACAACAAGAUGAUGGCAGACGAGCUGAGCGAAAAGGCGGUGCACGACGUGCACACCAAGGAGAUCGACCUGGUCAACCGGGACCCCAAGCACCUCAACGACGACGUGGUCAAGAUUGAUUUUGAAGAUGUGAUUGCUGAGCCAGAGGGAACACACAGCUUUGAUGGGAUUUGGAAGGCCAGUUUCACCACCUUCACUGUAACAAAAUACUGGUUUUAUCGCUUACUGUCAGCAAUCUUUGGCAUUCCUAUGGCUCUCAUCUGGGGCAUCUACUUUGCCAUUUUGUCAUUCCUGCACAUCUGGGCAGUGGUGCCAUGCAUAAGGAGCUACCUGAUUGAAAUUCAGUGCAUUAGCCGUGUCUAUUCUAUCUGCAUCCACACGUUCUGCGACCCACUGUUUGAGGCUAUAGGCAAAAUGUUCAGCAGCAUCCGAGCCACAGUACGGAAAGAGAUUUGAGGGACCUUUCAGGGAGAGCCAUCAGCCUAGAGUGUGGUUGGGUAUUUUGUUUCGUUUGGAGUUUUUUGGUGCCAGUUUCAAGUUUCCCAAAGCAACAUGCAGCAACCGGUGGUGGAUAUACUGGCCCAAAACAAAGAAUCACUUGCUCAGUGUCCUUUUCUACUGUUUAUUCCUACUGGACUACUUGCUCUUUUUUUUUUCCCCCCCUAAAUCUACCUUUCAAACUAACCUUAAAUUGCUAUUCUUCCAUGCCGGUUGCAUAUCAUCUUACUGACAACUCAGAGACUGAAGUGCUGUUGUUGGAUUCCUUUUUAUCCCAUCAUUCAUUCCUUGUAAGAGAAAUCCACAGCAAUGCUGAAGAACUACAGAAGUGCUUUCCAACUUUAUAAAGCUGUUGUAGCCAAAGUGUGUAGAGCUAUUGCAGCAGAAUGAACGUGACAAGCUGGCAGGUUUUUAGCAGAAUGUUCUUUUUCAAUUGUAUUGUCAGAUGACUACAGCCAUUUAGCGUCAUGGUCAGAUAUGAUGUUCUAUGAAUAAAUUAGUUAAGUAAACAAAUUGCUUAACUAAUGUAUGCUUUGAAAAUCUAACAUUUUUUCAGGUCAGAGACAUUGACACAUGAAAGCUUUUCAUGUCCAUAAAGAGCUUCAGUCAGUGCCUUUCUAUCUCACUCUCUCUCUCGGAAGUUUGCAGCCAGUUGUUUUUCAACCUUUGCUAGAACUGCAGAGGCAAACUGAAGUUGAAAACUAAAACUGGUCAUUAUGGAAAUGUUUUCCUGACUGUGACUUAUGACACAGCCCUUAGUUAGCAUUUAGGUGCUUAUCUCAUAAGCUUUUCUUUCUUUUUUUUUUCCAAAGUAUUCAUAUAAAUACAUAUAGCAAGUAUGCCAGAGGUGCCAGAGAUAACCCAGAGUUACAAGAAAAAUCAAGGUGUGCCAAAUGCAAGCCACAUAAUGCCAAGGAUGAGCUGCCUCUGAGAGAAACUUUUUAUCAGCUUUAAAAACUUUCCUAUCAGCAGGUAUCAGCAUGCCACUAGCUCACAGAUUGUUUUCAGGAGAAUUGAUGCUUUGCUGAGUCUAAACUAAUCCAUCACAAGAGAUGGUUUAGAAACUUCACACUGUGGGUCUGGUUUUUUAUUUUCUUUAGCUGAGCUGCAAGGAAGACUUAAGUGGAGGGUAUUGUGUGAAACUAUCGUAUGUUGCAAAGUGCAAGGCCUAGAAAAUAAAGCCUUUGCAACAUACUCUGAUGCUGUGACCUACAAGAGCUUUUUGCCCUCAGGACAGUACUGUGUUCAGAGAUACUGUGUGUAUCCUCAUAUGGUUUGCAUGAAGCAUUUGUAAAAAUAGUCAUGAGGCUCACCAGCUUUAUUGUAAGCCAUACUGGGCUCUGAACCUGCUCCAGUUGGGAUCUACAGCAAAACAGUUCUUGACUCUGAGAGUGCAAGAUUUGGCCCUUGGAAUGAGCAUGGAGCUGCCUGGUACACCUACAGCUUUUUUAAUUAGUGCUGAUAUUCCACAUAUCGCUCUACCUAACACAGGAGUGCCUUCAGUUCAACUGCUACCAAAGCAUUGACAAUUGUUUAGAAAAUGCUGCAUUUUUUAACGGGGGCUAGGGAAGGUGCACACAGAAGUUACAAACAUAUUAACUACUAUUGUUUGCAUUUAAAACAGACACUGGUAUGGAUAGAGUUUUAUGUUUUUCUAUGUACAUAAUGGAGAGUGUACUAUUAUAGAGUUUUGCAGUAUUAAAAACAAGCAACAUUGUAAACAAGAAAUAUUUUAUGAGGAAAAUCACUCUGAAAGAAACCUCCUUGAUUUACCAUAUAAACUGUAUAUCCUGAAAGAUGUCUGUUCACUUAGAUUUAUUAGUCCCUAAUCCAAAUACAUUGCUGAUCAAAGACAUUUAAAUUGUUAUAUGCUUACAGAUAUAACUGACACUUUUUUUUAUUCUGCAUGUACAUUAAAGACUACAAUAAAAAGAUGUUUAAUGGUA
This is a messenger RNA of Dromaius novaehollandiae (emu), 2755 nucleotides long. It is a transcript of the gene CAV1, whose product is annotated as caveolin 1. The coding region runs from base 231 to 767 and encodes 178 amino acids. Gene Ontology annotation, cellular component: focal adhesion; cytoplasmic vesicle; sarcolemma. Lineage: Eukaryota; Metazoa; Chordata; Aves; Casuariiformes; Dromaiidae. Gene Ontology annotation, biological process: cell differentiation; negative regulation of protein tyrosine kinase activity; negative regulation of endothelial cell proliferation. The record is from RefSeq and is a predicted model, not a curated record. The transcript has 3 exons. Gene Ontology annotation, molecular function: protein kinase binding; molecular adaptor activity; transmembrane transporter binding.